UGUCAACACUCCAUUAUUCUUCAUUGCACCUUUUCAACCAACAGAGAAGAAGACAAUCGCUCACUUUGAUGACUCACAGAUUUCUCUGAUACUAUAAAGCACCGCCAAAAUCAAAGAAAAAAGAAGAUGGUAAGAGCUCCUUGUUGUGAUAAAGAUGGUGUAAAGAAAGGAGCUUGGAGCCCUGAAGAAGAUAAAAUGUUGAUUCAGUAUAUUCAAACUCAUGGUCAUGGUAACUGGCGUUCUCUCCCCAAGAAUGCAGGCCUUCUUCGAUGUGGAAAGAGCUGCAGACUUCGAUGGACAAACUAUCUUCGACCCGAUAUAAAACGAGGUCCCUUUUCCCCUGAAGAGGAAGCUACCAUUAUUCGACUUCACGCCAUGCUCGGUAACAAGUGGGCUGCCAUAGCAUCCAGCAUACCAGGAAGAACAGAUAAUGAGAUAAAGAACUUCUGGAACACGCAUCUGAAGAAGCGUCUCACUUUGCAAACUCAACAAUCUUGCGACACCAUCAAUAUAAAAUGCGAGUCUCCAACAACCAGGCACAUGGUACAAUGGGAAACUGCCAGAGUCGAGGCAGAGACCCGUCUGUCUAUGGAAUCACUGUUUGCUAACCCAUCAUCAACAGUUAAGAUUGAAAAUGACUAUUUUCUCCAGUUAUGGAAAUCUGAAGUUGGAAAAUCAUUUCGCAACUUCAAGGAGAACGAUGGAGAAGGAUCCCAAAGUCCUAUUACAACAAAAUUAAUGUCUGAUUCAUGUGACAACGAGAAAGUGAUGCCUAUGCAUUCCAUCAAAAGAAGUAGCUCAUCAUAUGAUACCAUACAGGAACAAGAAGAAGACUGCAAACCAAUUAUUGCCAAAAUGACAUGCUCAGAUUCUAUCAACUCUAAUGAAUUCUCUGAUUAUUCUGAUACAGCAUUGAAGUUGUUGUUGGAUGUUCCCGGUGGCAAUGAUAUGGAAUUCUUAGAAGGGGAGACUGAUAAUUUUUCCAGCUUCCUCGAUCUUAAAUGAGAUUGAAACUAUUUGAAGCA
This is a messenger RNA of Mercurialis annua (annual mercury), 1025 nucleotides long. Its product is annotated as transcription factor MYB17-like. The transcript is spliced from 4 exons. The coding region runs from base 127 to 1005 and encodes 292 amino acids. The record is from RefSeq and is a predicted model, not a curated record. NCBI's taxonomy places the organism in Eukaryota, Viridiplantae, Streptophyta, Magnoliopsida, Malpighiales, Euphorbiaceae.